AUGACAGUUUUCCAGCGUCGCGCAGUUACUACCGCUCACAACAUACUAUAUGAGAAGGAUGGAGAGGAAGCCUCAGGAGUUAUCAAGAAGACAGUGGAAGAGAGCUGGACAACAACAGUCCACUGGGAUGCUCUGCCUCUCUGGCUGCAGGAUAAUCAUCACAUUCACACUGGCUACAGGCCAGCAUCAGCUUCGUUUGUGAGAAGCUUCCAUUCUCUGACCUAUAUCCACAAUGAGACUGUCAACAUCUACACUCACCUGCUCCCGGCUCUCCUUACUAUUCCUAUAUCCAUCAUCCUAUAUCAAGCCCUCUCACCGCGUUACCACACUGCAGACCCGGGAGAUAUCGUUGUGCUCAGCUGUUUCUUCGCUGGUGCGGCAUUUUGCCUCGGGAUGAGUGCCCUAUAUCACACGAUAUCAAACCACUCGCCAUGGGUUGCUUACAUUGGCAAUGCAUGCGACUACCUUGGUAUCAUAGGCCUGAUAACCGGCAGCUUCAUUCCAAGCAUCUACUAUGGGUUCUACUGCAUGCCCCAGCUCCAGAGACUGUAUUGGGGUAUGAUUGUGGUUCUUGGAGCAGGAUGUGCCGCAGUGGCGACGGUCCCCCGCUUCCGGGCACCGGCGUUGAGGCCGUUCCGAGCUGCUAUGUUUGUUGCCUUGGGCCUCUCUGCGAUAUUCCCUGUUACUCACGGCGUAGUGGUGCUUGGAUUCAACCAGGCGCGCCAGCAGAUCGGACUGGACUGGUUGAUCACUCAGGGAGCGCUUUAUAUCCUCGGUGCGUCAAUCUAUGCAGCUAGAGUCCCCGAGUGCUUGCAUCCCGGCAAGUACGAUAUUGUUGGGCAUUCACACCAGAUAUUCCACGUCCUUGUCGUCCUUGCUGCUGGCGCCCACCUAACUGGCCUCCUAAAGGCGUUCGAUUAUCGACAUAGCAUGGCUGCCGGGUGCUAA
Microsporum canis CBS 113480 is the source of this 948-nucleotide messenger RNA. RefSeq names its product adiponectin receptor protein 1. NCBI's taxonomy places the organism in Eukaryota, Fungi, Ascomycota, Eurotiomycetes, Onygenales, Arthrodermataceae. The record is from RefSeq and is a predicted model, not a curated record. Gene Ontology annotation, cellular component: membrane. The transcript has a single exon. Gene Ontology annotation, molecular function: signaling receptor activity. Bases 1 to 948 code for a protein of 315 amino acids.